GCCCUUCCAAAGCCCCCCACCCCAUCCUGGGUGUCUGAAGUGGGGACAGUGAGACCCCAGAGGCUGUGGUAUCCCCUUCCCUGCCCCUGGGUCAGCCUCACGGGCCCAUCCUGCCCGGUGUCCUGCCCCAUUCCCAUCCCCACGCCUUGGGUCAGACUAUGGGGCUGGGUUCAAAUCAUGGGCUGUUCCCUGUAGCAGAUAUUCUCCUGCCACAUCGCAUGCCCUGAUCUCGCCUGUCCUGGCCCCGAAGCAGGAUUUCUGAUCUCUGGGCCGGACGCGCUCUCCUGGAUGGAGCGAGGGGCAGAGCCAGGGGUCCCGGGUCCCCAGGGCGCUGAGGAGACCCUGAGAGACGCCCGCACAGCGCAUGGGAACGAGGAGGUGACUCAGCCAGGGGUGGCGCAUGAGACGCUGCCAGGAGGAUCUGGAGGUGACAUGUCCAGGAGUCCGGAGCUGGGGAAAGCAUCCGAGGGGCAGCAGGGGAUCCCCAUGGAGCAGAGGGGAGGUGAAUCCACUUCCCACGGGGGCGACACAAUGGACCCGAGCGAAGCCACGGCCCGGCCAGGGCGACUCUACACCUGCCCGGAGUGCGGGAAGAGCUUCAUGCAGAGCUCGCACUUCAUCCGGCACCAGACGGUGCACACAGGGGAGCGGCCCUACCAGUGUGCGGACUGCGGGAAGAGCUACCGGCAGAACUCGGACCUAGUGAGCCACCGCCGGCUCCACACGGGCGAAGAGCCCUUCCACUGCGCCGAGUGCGGCAAGCGCUUCCGCCAGAGCUCGGAGCUCAUCAUCCACCAGCGCAGCCACACGGCGGAAGCCCCCUACCCGUGCCCCGAGUGCGGGAAGCGCUUCCGCCGCAGCUCGCACCGCCUGGCCCACCAGCGCACCCACACCGCCGAGCGCCCCUGCAAGUGCCCCGACUGCGGCAAGGGCUUCCGCACCAACUCGGACGUGGUGCAGCACCGGCGCACCCACACGGGUGAGCGCCCCCACCAGUGCCCGGACUGCGGUGAGCGCUUCAGCGUGCGGUCCACGCUGGUCAACCACCGCCGAGUGCACACGGCCGAGCGGCCCUUCGCCUGCACUGAGUGCGGCAAGCGCUUCACCCAGAGCUCCACCCUCAACCGGCACCGGCGCAUCCACGUGGGCGAGCGGCCGUUCCACUGCCUGGAGUGCGGCAAGAGCUUCAACCGCAGCUCCAACCUGCUCACCCACCAGGUGCUGCACACGGGUGAGCGCCCCUUCCGCUGCCCCCGCUGCCCCAAGAGCUUCAACCAGCGCGCCAACCUGCUGACCCACCAGCGCACCCACACGGGCGAGCGCCCCCACCAACUCUUCACAUGCCCCGAGUGCGGCAAGGGCUUCGGCCAGAGUGCCCACCUCAUCCGGCACCAGACCGUGCACACCGGGGAGCGGCCCUACAAGUGCCCUGAGUGCGGGAAGGGCUUCAGCCAGAGCUCGGACCUGACCACGCACCGGCGCAUCCACACGGGCGAGGAGCCCUACGCCUGCGCCGAGUGCGGCAAGCGCUUCGCCCAGAGCUCCAACCUGAUCCGGCACCAGCGGACCCACACGGCCGAGACCCCCUACCGCUGCCCCGACUGCGGCAAGCGCUUCCGCCGCAGCUCCCACCUGGUCAUGCACCAGCGCACCCACACCGGGGAGCGGCCCUACCGCUGCCCCGACUGCGGCAAGCGCUUCAGCCACAGCUCCCACCUGCACCGGCACCAGCGCAUCCACACGGGCGAGCGCCCCUACAAGUGCCCCGACUGUGGGAAGAGCUUCGGCGUCAAGUCCACCCUGGUGACGCACCGGCGGGUGCACACGGCCGAGCGGCCCUACGCCUGCGCUGACUGCGGCCGGGCCUUCGCCCAGAGCUCUACCCUCAACCGGCACCGGCGCACGCAUGCGGCCGAGCGCCCCUACCGCUGCCCCGACUGCGGCAAGAGCUUCAUCCAGAGCUCCAACCUGGUCACCCACCUGAUCCUGCACACGGGCGAGCGCCCCUUCCAUUGCCCCCGCUGCCAGAAAACCUUCAGCCAGAGCUCCAACCUCAGCCGGCACCAGAGGACCCACGCGGGACGCCGAGCCCGCCCGUGCCCCGAAUGUGGGGAGACCGUCCCGCGCGGCUCCGGCCUGUCCACCCAUCAGAGACGCCACGUGGGGCAGGAGACGCCCUCGCUGCCCUGCUAGGAUCGGCUGGUCCCCCUGGUAUCCG
Molecule: messenger RNA, 2218 nt
Organism: Chelonoidis abingdonii (Abingdon island giant tortoise)
Lineage: Eukaryota; Metazoa; Chordata; Testudines; Testudinidae
Source: RefSeq, a predicted model, not a curated record